Molecule: messenger RNA, 929 nt
Organism: Spodoptera litura
Lineage: Eukaryota; Metazoa; Arthropoda; Insecta; Lepidoptera; Noctuidae
Product: ankyrin repeat and SAM domain-containing protein flippy
Biological process (GO): cellular response to tumor necrosis factor
Cellular component (GO): cytosol
Molecular function (GO): NF-kappaB binding
Source: RefSeq, a predicted model, not a curated record
AGCUGUGAGGACAGCUGGUCACAAGUGGCUGGAGUCCCAGUGGUCGGGGCUGACGUGGAGCAGCACGGACACGGACGGCACCUCCGCCGUCUGCUUCUGCAUGGCCGUCCGCUGUGGCUACCUCAAGCAGGUGCAGGGCAUGCUGGACGAGCGGCCGGCGCUGAUAGGUAUCAUCAACUCCAACAAUGGGUUCACACCGCUCGCCACCGCUGUCAGGAAAGGAGAAAUAAACACAGUUCGGUUCCUGUUGAGCGCGGGUGCAGAAGUCGAGCAGCGCUCGACUACGGGCCAAUCAGCGCUGCACAUCGCGGUGCUCAAUGCGAACAUCCCCAUCGUGCAGCUGUUGUUGGAACAAGGAGCGGAUUUCGAGGGGCGAGACCCGAACGGUCUCCGCGUGGAGCACUACGCGGUGGACUCGUGCAGCCUGGACAUGCUGCGCUACAUACUGGACAAGGGGGGCGACGUACACGCCGAGGACAACAACGGAUGGACGCCGCUCUUCAGAGCCUUGUGCCAGAGCGCGGCCACGGACGUGGUCGAGGAGCUGGUGGUGCGCGGCAGCUCGCUGGAGCAGGCCGACCGCGCCGGCCUGCCGCUCACGUCCGCCGCGCGGCUACUGCGCGACCGGCACGGACGCAGUCGCGACUCUGUGCUGAGACUGGUGGACUCCAGCUACCCGCACGAGAAGGCGCUGGCUAACUUCACGCGCCUCACCAAGAAGAUCUACAACGUGCACUCACUGCUCAAGCUGCCCAGCCCGCGGAACAAGAACUAAUGCUACUGGUCGAGUGCCCAGCUAACACAAACAAUAGUAACGAGAGCUCUGAACUGUGGACAUUACCUUCGUCUCAGAGUGAGAGUAAAAUAAUUUGAUAAAGUUCAAUUACAUUAUAAAAGCUAUCUAGAAAUAAAACUAGCAUAAAAUAUAA